GGCAGAGCUUUCUCCUCAAUGAUUUCAUACAGCCCUGCUCACUACUUUACCAAGUGGUCGCUGUAGAGAGGAAGGCUCCUUUAAAUCCAAUACACAUAUUUUUGGGAUAGUUUACAGACUUGCUGUUUUGGGACAUAAUGUCCGGUGAAGGGAAUCCAACAGGACAACUAUCAACCACCACGGUCAGCUAUGUUGCUAUCCAAGCCGGGGAAUGUAGAAUUGUGAUCGCUAUUCUCAAGAGUGGAGAACUAGUCCAGUUACAACUGGCAGAAGCCAUACCGAAUUUACUAGAGACUGGGGAAAGCCAAGAUGAAGCCAAGAAACUGCUUCAAGACCACAAUGCACUUCUGUACAAAAUCAAGUCUUUGGAAGACCAAGUCUGGGACUUGUUAUGUGAAGCCGACAAGACAGCAGAACAAAAUAAAGACCAAAGCCAAGUUUAUGAUGCUAUGGCACUGACCCUAAAGGAAGCUUGGGACGCCCUCAUCCUCAUGCUUGAAAACAGAAGAGAUUUAUUGCAGAUGACGGCAGAGUUCUUUGAUAUUGCACUACAGUUUUCUGAGGCCCUCAAUAAUGCAGAGACUUUUCUUCAGGCCACACCGGAUACCAAUGAUUCUAUUACAAACCAUCUUCAACAACUUCAGCAGCACGCAAAGGCUCUCCUCGCACGGUCAUUGACCUUACUAAAUAAGAGCCGAGAACUUACUGAAUUCAUACAGCAAUUCAGAUCUCAGCAGCCAGUGGCAAACUGUGACAUGAUGAAAGGAGCCCAUAGCAGCUGCUUUAAAGUAGAAGGACUACUGGAAUCACUACAAGACAGGAGGCGGCAGCUGGACAAGCAGAUGAGGCAACACCGACAAAGGCUGGAGCAGGUCUUGCACGUUAGUCAUUGGCACCAACAGGAAGACAAGGUUACCUGUUGGCUGAGGAAGCAGAUAGACUUAUAUCUAUCAGAUGUUCAGCUUGGGGCAUCACUGACAGAAAAUGAGGAGCUACUUCAGAAACACAAACAGCUUGUCCUGGACUCCAAGGAAUGGACUACAACCUUUGAUAAGAUGAAAGCAGAAGCUGCCCUAAAAGAUGUGGAGGAACUAAACAACUCUUAUGAAAAAUUAAAUGCUCUCCAUACUGAAUACUGGAAAGGGAUGGAUCGGAGGCAAGCGCUGUUACUGGAAGCCAACCACUUUUUUAAAUGCGUUAACAAGGCUUUUGACAAGCUUGGAGGCGUGGAGUCUUACCUGAAACGUCUGAAGAUGCAAACAAGUGGGCUUGAACUUGAGACACAGCAAAAGAAUGCUGAAGCUGAGAUCCAGAGGUGUACUGCUGAGGCUUUCCACCAGGGGCAGGCUCUUCUAAAGAAAUUACCUUUCAGCCCUGGGAUGAAUGGAAUUCAGGAAAUGAUUGGAUACCUUCAGAAAAGAGUAGAUCAGCUUAUCGGUCAGAGCCCUGCAUCUAUGGAAAAUUCCCUCAAGCAACAGGAGAUAAGGAUGUCGGUAGAAGAUCAUCUUAAGAAGAUAGCUACCUGGAUCCACAAUAUUAAAACAGAUUUGGAAAGUCAUAGCAAUCCGGACAAUAUCAAUGAAUGCGAGGACGUACGUUAUAAACUCGGAGAGCUGGCUAAACAAACUAAGGAAGCAUCCAAAUUUAUGAAGCUUACAGUGCAACUCAUAAGAGAAGUAGCAGAGUCAGCUCCCUCUGGAGGUGAAGGGUUUUCUAGACAAUCACGAGUUCUGGACGAAGAAUUAAAAGUUCUGGAUCAGAGUAUUGAUGAGAAACUAGAAGUUAUAAAUGUUUACAUUGCCUUUAUAAAGUCUUCAGAUGAGCUGGAUUCCCACAUCCAAAAUCUAAAGGAAGCAUAUGGAUACCAGCCAAAAGAAGUAUCCACAGCCACGCUGGAGAUAGCAGACACACAAAUUCAGAGCGUGCUGGAUGAACUUUUCUCUGUUCAAGAUAUGGGACAAAAUUGUUUGAACAUCAUAAAAAUGAUGAACAAGAACAUGAUUCUGAAGGACAAACACAUUCGAAAGGUGGAGCAGACGAUGGCAACUUUAAAUAAGGAAAAAGCUGAGAUAACAAACUUAUGGUCAACCUGGAGGCAACAUGUCAACCAAAUACAUUCUUCUAAAUACCAAUGGAGAACAAUUAAAGAUCAGCUAAGACUGGCUAACACCAGACUACAGGAACUGGAACAGGAUCUCCAGCCUUUGUCUUCACUAAUCCUAGAAAAUGACACCCAGAAUAUUAUAAAUGCGCAAGAAAAUCUGUAUAACAUCAAGGCAAAGUUCCAGAAACUCGAUGAUGAAAUGGAACAAGCUGUUAAGAUAUCAGAGCUUCUUACUCGGGAAGGAACACCAACAAAUGUAAAAACUGGGAAGAUUCAUGACCUUGCCCAAUAUCAACAAAGGUUAAAAGACACAAUUACAGAUUAUGAAGAAUUUUUUAUCCAAAUUGUGGCAUUUCACAGGAUGAAGGCAGAACUGAGUAUUCUUAAGACAGAAAUGGAACAGUCGACACAUUCCUAUGCUAAGUAUGAUAAGCAGCCUGUAAAAUGGCAGGAGCAGCAAGCACAUAUCCAGAGUUUAUAUAAAAUAAUUCUUAACUUGGGGAGACAAAUCAUCUCUACAGCACAACAUUCUAAGUACAUUACUAUAUCCUUACAUGAUCUUCAGCGACAAAUUGCUGACUUGGAACGAGACAGUAUUACAUGGAACAACUCCAAUGUUAAAAACCAAGAAGAGAAUGUACCAGGUGAUCUACACAGCACAUCCAUAGACGAGGUCAAUGAGCUGAAAGAGUCAUUUAAGGAUCUGAAGAAAAAAUUUAAUAACUUGAAAUUCAACUACACAAAGAAGGCCGAUAAAGGACGGAAUCUGAAAGUAAUUAAGAACCAGAUACAGCAAGUGGAAAUGUAUGCAGAGAAAAUGCAGGCUUUAAAGAAGAAAAUUGAGAAUUUGGAAAGGAAAACAUUACCUAGCAAUGUUCCUCAGCAAUUGAACAAAGCGGAUGUUAUCCAGGAGUCAAUUAGUGACCUGCAGAAACACAUGAAUGAGUUUAGCGAUGUAAUGAAAGAUUAUAAAGUGGAUCUAGAAAUGGCUGAAGACCUACAACAUACUAUGGAGGAGAGUCAUUUUUGGUGUGAAGAAGCCUGUGCCACAGUGGUCAGAGUGGGGCGCUAUUCUGCAGAGUGUAAAACAAAAGAAUCUGUUGAGGUACUUCUAAAGCAGUUCAACAAAUUUGUGGAACCUACUGUACCACAACAAGAAGAAAGAAUUCAGCAAAUGACGACUAUUGCAAAACACAUUUUUGGAGCAGAGGAUGGAAUGAAAUAUAUUGAGAAGACUUUGGUAAAACACAAAGAAACCCUCAUCUCUGUGAAUGAUUUAUGUGUCUAUUUAAAGGAACUAGAAGAGAAAUUGCAGGAACCACAGAAAGUACCUGAAAUUUCCAUAAGUGAUGAAACUGGGGAAAGCAUAGAUCUGCCAGUAACUCCCAAAGACGGUAGUAUACAAGUAGAUACAGACAUGCAGCCUGAAUUGCUGGCAGAAGAAGCUGUAUCUGGGGAUGAAUAUGAGUGCAUAUCCCCCGAUGACAUCUCCUUGCCUCCGCUUGCUGAAACUCCUGAAUCCAACCUCCCCCAGUCAGAGACAGAGCAGGAUGAGCAACCUUGCUACAGCUCGCACAGCAUGCAUGUCAGCUCCUACAGCAUGCAAAUGCACAUAAAUUCAAGCGGCAAAAAAGUGAUGGACAGCUCUGAUUUCUUAACACCUGCCACUUUCAUUGAUAUGUCAAAUCACAGAAAGGAAAAUACUCCUAGUUACACUGAGAGACUCUAUUCACCUACUGUUGGAUGCAAAGCAGAGUCUCCUUUCUCACACCAUUCAACAAUAGUAAACGAAACCCGCUAUUCCCUAAAUACUUCUCCUGCCAAAACAAAACCCAAUGCCCACAUGAUGAACGAGGUGCAUGAAACUCAUUUGCAGCGCUGUUCUGUUUAUGAAAGCACGGAAAAAACAGAACAAUUGCAUGCCUCUGAUAGCACUGCUAGAACUACAGAUAGGGUGCAUGCUACCCCAGAUGAAUUCUCUGGUCUCAUGUUUCAGUUAGACCCUGCCAAAAGCUGCCAGAGGCAUACGGUUACCCAAGAGGCAAUUAGAAGUGUCUCAGGAAAACACAACAGUGUUAGUCGGGCAGGGCAAAGUCCUGCCUUCUCCAAGCACCCGCAUAAUGUAACAGUUAAGGAAGGCUCUCCAGUUACUUUGGAAGUAGAAGUUACCGGAUAUCCAGAGCCUACACUAACAUGGUACAGAAAGAAUAAGAGACACUCUACGGGUGACAAUCUUGUCGACCAUGAAAAGCAACCAAGCCAAGCUCUUAUUAUACAGGAGGAGUCUGACAAGGAAACUGGCCAAUUACUAGGUUGGACCUCAGUCUAUAAAGCCACCAUCACUCCCAUCAGUGAUGCCAAGCUGACAGAAAGCAGAACACCAGGGGUUUCAGAUGUUGAUUGGAUAACACUUUUUGUCAUCUAUAUCUGUGUGUCAGUCAUGUAUUGGAUACUUUGUUAACUAA
This is a messenger RNA of Hyla sarda, 4569 nucleotides long. RefSeq names its product coiled-coil domain containing 141 (gene CCDC141). The coding region runs from base 138 to 4565 and encodes 1475 amino acids. The transcript has 23 exons. Gene Ontology annotation, biological process: axon guidance. The record is from RefSeq and is a predicted model, not a curated record. Gene Ontology annotation, cellular component: cytoplasm; plasma membrane. Gene Ontology annotation, molecular function: guanyl-nucleotide exchange factor activity. NCBI's taxonomy places the organism in Eukaryota, Metazoa, Chordata, Amphibia, Anura, Hylidae.